Molecule: messenger RNA, 633 nt
Organism: Fusarium odoratissimum NRRL 54006
Lineage: Eukaryota; Fungi; Ascomycota; Sordariomycetes; Hypocreales; Nectriaceae
Exons: 1
Coding region: 49-285 (78 amino acids)
Source: RefSeq, a predicted model, not a curated record
UCUCAAUCGCCGAGACUCUCAUCGAGUCCCCUCUUCUCUGCUUCAUGAAUGCCUACCCUUGCCUUCAUUUUGUCACCAUGCCUACAAAGCUGUUCAAUUAUCCUUCCAGGUUCCUCAGAAUUUCUGCGAAACCGCCAGUGGUUGCUUCGUAGCCGCAUCAUGACUGCUCUCGACGUCAAUGUGGGUUCGCGGUCUUCGUUCUUCAGCGUAUGGACCUCGAUCUCUAAUACAGACGUUCUUACUCAAAGAUUUAAGGCUGCUCAAUUGGUAGAGACGGGCUACUAAGUUGACUUGCUUAGAGUCGGCAUCUUCGUGGUCCCCGACUCAUCGGUAGAACCUGGUCUCUUGAGGGAUGCGAAGGGGCAAGUUAGCCAGCACAAUGAAUGAGCCAUGGUAUAAGGUUGCGAGGGGAUUUUAAGACUUAGGUGAACUUGGCGAUGGUAAUCAGUGUUGAAUGAGGUAGCCUCAAUGUUUCUGAGUAUACGCGGUAUUCUUUGACCUUAGCGAGUGUAUUGCGCCAAUGACCUGACCAGAAAGCUUACCCCUGGUCAAAGAGGUAUGUUCAAGGCUAUCAAGUUACUGGUAGUCAAGCUCAUAACCGAAUUUAGCUUCAUAUCAAGCUGUACAGGCGGC